Rubroshorea leprosula is the source of this 432-nucleotide messenger RNA. NCBI's taxonomy places the organism in Eukaryota, Viridiplantae, Streptophyta, Magnoliopsida, Malvales, Dipterocarpaceae. The record is from the annotation of a GenBank genome assembly.
CUUUGGAGGUGAUGCCAGCCUCAAAUUCCGUCUUCCUCUGGACAAACUGGAUUUAAUGCACUCCAAGAAAGAUGAGGGCAUCCUGCUAAGCGGAUGCCAGGCAGACGAAACGUCCGAGGACGUGAGUGACAGUGAGGGAGGAGGGAAGGCAUGUGGGGCGUUUAGCAAUGCGGUGCAGAAGGUGCUGAAGGAGAAUUCGGGUCCAUUGAGCAACAGGGAAGUUGUGAUGAUGGCCAGGAAGAUUUUACGGGCACAGGGGUUCGAGCAGCACCCUUGCUUGUACUGCAGUGAUGAGAAUGCUGAUGCUCCCUUCUUGUGGCAGCCUGAGUGCUAGCUUGUAUCUAAUUGUGCUUAAGUUGGGAUUCAUUGAUUGUUUCAUUGCCAAAUGAGUAUAGACGCGGUGGAAUAAGUGAAUAAAAUGGGUUGCAAGAG